Messenger RNA from Sceloporus undulatus (fence lizard), 4913 nucleotides. It is a transcript of the gene CSRNP1, whose product is annotated as cysteine and serine rich nuclear protein 1. Gene Ontology annotation, molecular function: DNA-binding transcription factor activity, RNA polymerase II-specific; sequence-specific DNA binding. The record is from RefSeq and is a predicted model, not a curated record. The transcript has 5 exons. Lineage: Eukaryota; Metazoa; Chordata; Lepidosauria; Squamata; Phrynosomatidae. Gene Ontology annotation, cellular component: nucleus. Gene Ontology annotation, biological process: regulation of transcription by RNA polymerase II. Bases 826 to 2613 code for a protein of 595 amino acids.
CGUGUUCUAGAAGAGGUUAUUCCUGACAUUACUCCACAAAAAAGUAUGGAUUCCUGCCAUGAAAGCCUUUGACUUCACGCUUAGAGACUGCUUAGUUCAGUAUUAAGCAGUAUAUGAUUGAAGCAGCUAGUGCUGUUUGCUAUUGUUGUUUCCCCCUUACACACACACACACACACACACACACACCUAUCUCCAUCUCCCUACAGUAAUGGGCAAAACAGCACUUUCGACAAAAGUUGUUUUGUGCCUUCAAGUCAUUUCCAGUUUAUGGCAAUCCUAUCAUGGGGUUUUCUAGGGAAGAUUUGUCCAGAGGGGGUUUGCCAUUGCCUUCCCCUGAGGCUGAGAGAGUGUGACUUGCCCAAGGUCACCUAAUGAGUUUCUAUGGCUGAGCAGGGAUUUGAACCCUGGUCUCCAGAGUCACAAUCCAAACCACUAUGCCACACACCCAAAUUAGGCCCUUGGGAAGUACUGAGGAUAAGACUGUCCUUCCUUCCUUCCUUCCUUUAGCUCCUUGCUGGUUUAUCUCUGCAAGGUUUAUCAGCAAAGGUGAAAAUAUGUGAGACUAAUUGGAUUUAAAAUGCACACAACAACACACAACUUACCCAACUUCUGCCUCUCUUCUUGGUCUGACCCUUUGGUGGAGCCAAAGAGAAAGACUCCACAUUUCCAUCCACCCACUUCUGGAAGUAAAACUCUGCCUGGAGUUACGUAGUUGUGUGUCUCUGUGUGUUUACCUUUCCCCAUCUUCUCCUAGGGAUUUUCUUCCCUCCCUCCGGAGACUGUUUCGCUUACGCCAGGGAAGCACUAGGGCUCAGCUGGCGCUUGAUGCCAAAGUUAUAUGAAAACCCCUCAGUAACCAUGACAGGAGUAUUGAAAAGAAAAUAUGAUGAAUUGGAAGACGACGCUCCCUAUUCCUCUUCAUCAUCCUGCUCUCCUUUCUCCUCCUCCGCUUCUUCAGCUUCUUCAGGGUGGGAAUCAGAUGAGGAAAGCUCACGAGGAGGUGGUAUCAAGUCCAGCUUGGCCUUAAAUUCAGACUUCACCCCGACAUCCAUCCUGAAGAAAAGCAAGCGACUAAAGCGGAACAAUGUGGAGUUUGACCGGGUCACUGUGUUCUACUUCCCACGCUGCCAGGGGUUCACCAGUGUGCCUAGCCGUGGGGGAUGCACCCUUGGCAUGGUCAGCAAGCAUGGUUUCUCCCGGGAGUUCACGCUGGCCGAGUUUUCCAAGGAACAGGAACUGGUGCGACGGGAGAAGCUGAAGGAGAAGUUGAAAGAGGAGAAACUGGAAGCCUUGAAGUGGAAACUAACCAUGAAUGGUACGAAAGAGUGUGAGGAGGCCAACCAGCUUACCACAGAAGACAUCUCAGAUGAGGACAUUGAAGGCAAUGGCACAGAGCUGGAGGACGGCUUUUUCCUCCAGCCCUACCCGGCCAAGAAGAGGCGAGCUCUGCUCAAGGCCAUGGGUGUCAAGAAGAUCGACAAAGAGGAGAAGCGGGAGCUGCACAGCAUUCGCCUCUCCCGAGAAGACUGCGGCUGCAGCUGCCAGGAGUUCUGCGAUCCGGAAACGUGCAGCUGUAGUUUGGCUGGCAUUAAGUGUCAGAUGGAUCACACAUCCUUUCCUUGUGGCUGCACAAAAGAUGGCUGUGGAAACACAGAAGGGAGGAUCGAGUUCAACCAGGCCCGUGUACAGACACACUUCAUUCACACCAUCAUGAAGCUGGAGUUGGAGAAGAACCAGCAAAGCAGUGAGAGGAAUGUUGAGCCUGAAUCCUCUUUCAGAGAACGACUUCACCCAUUUGGCUGUCCAGUGAGCAAGGCAGCAUUAGAGGAAAGGACCAAGCCUCUGAUGCCAGCCUUCCAGUUCAGCACUGACCUGGAGACCAUUGGCGAGAACAGCUGCAGCAGUGAUAUGACUGAUUCAUCUCUUUCAUCCAGCCAGAGUGAGGAUUUGGAAGAACAAUAUGAGGCCACCCCAUCUGAAAAGUCGCAGUCAGAUGUUGACGACGACGGCUUGGCCCGGAUCCUCCAUUUCAGCGAUUCCGAUGCAGAGGAUGACACUAGCACUGCCAACGGCUGCCAGGAUAACUUGAGUUCAUUCCAUCCGACUGGCUUCUUCAGUGUGGAUGUGGAAAACCAGUGUGUCACCAAUGUGGCUGAGAAAUUUGGCAGUGACAACGGUUUGAGCCAUUUGCCGAAUCUCACAGAAUGUUUGGAUGAGAACGCCAAUCAGGAGGCAAGUUGUUUUUUCGAGGAAGCCUCCUCAGGAGCACAAGGUGGUAGUGUCUCUUCCAUGGGGGAACAGUGCUCCAAAAACUACAUGGACCUGAGCCUUUCCUCUGACUCUCUGGAUUUUUUCCAGUCCUUCUCAGACUACAACCUGGGACCCCUUUAUAAUUCUUUGAAGGAGUACGAGAACCUGGACAACUUUUCAGCCCUGCAGCUCCAGUUGCCAAACUUCCCUAGUUUGCCCCAGUCUGGGGACCAGAGCACCUGCUUUUUAGAGUCCCUCAUUGGCUUGUCUGAAUCGGUCCCAGAAACCCCUGCACCUUUUACAGACAAUCAACUUCUAGAAGAUGCCAUUAAGUCAUCCCUAAUGGAGACAGUGAAGGUUUAAUUAUGUGUGUGUCUGUGUGUGUGUUGUUUUUUUUUAAAAAAAAACAUGGACAAUGCACCAUGGAUAAGGAAUCCUUGGAAGAGAAGGAAAUGCUACAAAGAUUGAAGGCAAAUGAAUAUUGUUCAUAUUGGGACACUUUGGGGAGGGAGCAAAAAUAUCUGCAGCUACAAUCGGUUUUCUUUACUGCUUGUGCAGACCUCUUAGCCUUUUAAUGGCAUUGGGGAGGGGUGGAAAACAAAAGAUAACUUUUGCAAAACAAAACACAAUUUACUUGCAUUUUGUAUGGGCAGCAGGGAAGACCUUGUGAGCAAGUAUUCCUUGCAUUUUAACACUGUGGAUCAUCCACAGAGCACCUUCUGCAAACAUUUUCAAAUGUUGGCAGACAAUUUUCUCAAGCUGCUUUGAGAAUUUUCUUUAUAUAAUUAUAUUUAUUGUCAAAAUGAUUUGCUGAAGGGUUGUCUGUUGAGUAAGACAUUUACAGGGAGAAAAAAUAGGCCCCUACACUAUUAGAUGCAUCAUUUCCCUCUCCAGUCUAUUUAUUGCAAAAUUCCACAGUUUAAAAUAGCCACCGAAGCUUGAACUGAGCAUGGAAUCUUAUUUAAAUUAGUCAUGCCUUGGAUGUAUUAUGUGUACAAUCAUAUUUUUGCAUAAUAUAUCUGUCUUUAUUUAUUUGUUACCUUCACAUACCUGAGUAGCACUGGGGCUUACUAAGGAGCUAAAACACCCCAGGCUUUAAGGAUGUGUUUUCUUUUUGCUUUUUUCCUUUGGGGAAAAUAAAACUGUGUUUAUUUGCAAUGCAGUUGCAUAACUUUUCUAGCGUGAACCCAGAUGUCAUAUUUAAAGUACAUCCUUGAAGUGUCAGGGACUUAAGCUAAAGUCCAACUAGUCCACUCUUGAGUCUGGAUCUGACCCAAAGGCUUUUGGAGAAGUCAUGUAUCUGCAUUACAAAUUCUGUUUCACUCUCUUGGGUUCCAGGUUUCUCCCUGGUCUCCUUGGCCUCCUCCAGUGGGCAAAGGCUCUCUAGCGAGUGUUUAUUAAACUGGUUUCUUCAAACAAGCUUACUUCCCAGUGGAGGUACAGGGUGAAAUGGAGUGUUGUACACAGCUUCAGGAGUGUCUUCUUUUUGCAGUGGGAACCCCUUGUGCUGCUUUUGUAAUCGCAGUGCAGUGCUGUAAAGGGACUUGCUGUUAUGGGAGAACGAUGGGCAAUUGGAGGGAGCUAGUGUACAUACUAGAAAGGGACUCACUGGAUCAUAUUUGUGGCUGAGAAGAAUAUUUGAACUUUGGAAAUUCUGAGAACAGUGAAAUAUUGCAGCACAGCAAAAAGAACACACCCUGUUGACCCUCCCUCCCUUUAUAUCUCCAAAGCUCCUGUGUUGUAGUAUAAAAAGAGAGGUUGUAUGUUGCUACUAUUUAAGAAAAAAAUCUUGAUUUUUUUUCCUCUGCCAUGUCAUUCUUGUAGAAGACUUGUAUCUGUGUGGUGUCCAUAAUUCUGCUGUGGACAAGUAAUAAUAACCCCUAACUAUUAAGAGAGAGCAUAAGAGGAAAGAAAUCAUAUGAACUAUUUAAAGCAGAGAUAAAAGUAAAAAUGUGUUUGUAAAUUAUUUUCUAAUUUAUUUAAUUUACUUAAGGAUUUGGCCAUGACUUCUUUAUAGAAUGAAUCUGAUCUAUUAUGGUGCCCAAAUAUACAAGAAGAAGAACCUGUUUUGGAAGAGCCAAGCUUGCAAUUGAAGAGGACUUUUUAGCCUUUGCAGUAGUAAUAGCAAAAAAAUUUAAACAUGCAAAACACUGUGCUUAGCAGGACUUGGGAUGUUUUAGGUUGUGUCAGGUGGGAGAGAGAAUGCCAGUGUGAAGCUAGACAGUUGCAACUGCAGUGCAGCCCACACAGGAUUGCAUUAAAAUGCCAUUUAUACAAUGUGGUGCCCAUUCAUUCUCAUAAACAGGAUCCACCUAGCAACAAAUGUUUCCUAAUGAUCUAGAGCAGUGGUUCCCAUCCUUUGGUCCUCCAGAUGAUUUAGGGUUCAGCUCCCAGAAUUCCUGACAGUUGGCCAAGUUGGCUGGGGCUUCUGGAAGUUGAAGUCCAAAACAAAUGGAAGACCAAGGGUUGGGAAUCCACUGAUCUGGAGUCCCACAUGUUUGAAUGGGAUGAUAUGGUUGGAACAGGUAAGGACAAGACAGCAUUGUAUUAUUCAGUGUAUCCUUGGAUUUCAUUACAAAUGGCGAAGUUGUCAAAUUUCCGAAGGGUUCCCUUUUUUAAAUGCUCCUUUGACAUUUGGAAAGUGAAGAACAACUUUUCUAUUU